Copidosoma floridanum is the source of this 1213-nucleotide messenger RNA. RefSeq lists its product as uncharacterized. The record is from RefSeq and is a predicted model, not a curated record. Lineage: Eukaryota; Metazoa; Arthropoda; Insecta; Hymenoptera; Encyrtidae.
AUGAAGGGUUUUCUGAUCUGCCUUGCCGUCAUUUCGGUCGUCAGUGCCGAGCAGCGUGACAAGCGUGGCGUCCUGCCGCAUCUUGGGCUCGGACACGCCUACGGACACGGUUACCACGGCGGCGUUGCCUUGGCUGGACCCCACACGGGACCCAACUCCCUUGUCGGACCAUCCAACGGCCCCUCGGCCCUGGCCGGACCAGUUGUGGGACCCGCCCGUAUCUCUGGUGCUGUUGACCACGGCGCGGUCGUCACUGGUGCCGUUGCCGGACCAUCUUACGUUGAACAUUACGGACCUCAUCAUGAGCACUACGGUGUAGGGCCUCACGGUGUGGCCCAUGGCGCCUACGGUUACCCCGGCCACGUUGGCUACGGUUACCCCGGACACGUUGGCUACGGCUACGCCGGCCACGCCGGCUACGGUUACCCCGGACACGGUGCGAUAUUGACCGCUGGGGGUCACCACGGAUACAUUAGCCACGCGGUAGCCCCCGCCCACUACGGAGCUUGGCCCCACGCUCAUGGAGUCGCGGUUGCUGGACCACACGCUCACGGAGUUGCACUUGCUGGCCCGCACGCAGGACCAGUGGCAGUGGCGGGUCCCCACGCUGGACCGGUAGCUGUGUCGGGUCCCGAUGCGGGUUCCGCCGUGAUCGCCGGCCCAUCCGGCAAAAUCACGACGCACGGCGCCGGCCACGGAGCAGCCAUCGUCAGCGGACACGGACACAUCUAAUUUUAGGGUGUGCUUUUAAUAAUCCCGCCCCACGUCCCCUCACCCCCCGAUGAUACUCUACCGCAGGAAAGGAACUCACCGUUGGAAGCUAAUACCUUACGGUCCACCAACAACGGAAGACCGGAGAAAUCGGAGGAGAGAAGUACCUGACGAUGAGAAGAGAACUCGAGCUCAAGCGCGUCCCGAAAACCCAUGUGUAUAUUGUACCUGUAAAAUUAUAUCGGCUUUCAUUUCUCUUUUCCUCUACCUCUAUUUCAUCUCCAACUGUUUCCUCCCCCUCCCCUCUUCUUCUGUCGCGAGAGUUCACGAUGCCACGCCAUUUUUUUAUCAUGCAUUGCGUACACGCGUGUGUGUGUGUGUGUACGCAUGUAUAUAACGACACAUAAGUAAAUAUGAAUACCUUUUUUUUUUUUAUUACGACUCGAUUUGACAAUUGACGGUGUGUGUAAAUAUUAUGUAUAUCAAGUGAAUACACGCUCAA